This is a messenger RNA of Paramecium primaurelia, 867 nucleotides long. Lineage: Eukaryota; Ciliophora; Oligohymenophorea; Peniculida; Parameciidae. The record is from the annotation of a GenBank genome assembly.
AUGAAUUGCAGAUUUCAUCCACAAACUCCAAUAUCUUUAAUAUGUACGGCUCCUCACAUAUGUGAAAUCGACAGAAAAAUGUGCGUUGAAUGCCAAUAAGAUCAUGGAAUUGAGGUGAAACAAACAAUUCCUAUUAAUAAGUUUCGAUAAAUGCUUAAUGGAAAAGUGAAAGAUUACAAACUGGAUGAUACAUAAGAAUUAAAUAAAUAGAGACUAGAUUUUAAAUAGAUGCUUUCUAAAGCUGUAGAAAUGUUGAAAUAGUUAUGGGAAGAAUUAUCAGAAUCAAUCAGAAAGAUUUUUGAGAUGAUUGAAAAAGAAAAUAAAUCUUUGACUGAUCUCAUAACCUAAAAUGAAAAUUUGACAGAAUCUUCUUAUUCUGACUUGGAAAAACUUGUGUAACUACUGAAUGGCAAAAUUGUCGAUAAUUUGAAUAAUAAAAAGAAUUCCAUCAUAACUAAAGUUGAGAANUAGUAAGAAAUACUAUUUUUCCAAUUGAAUGUAAAGAUGGAUGUUCAAUUUGCAAGAAAAAUUUUGGAAAAUCGAAUUAUUUUCAUAUUAAAAAUUGAUAUUAACUACUACAAAAUACCUACUAGAGUCCAGAUUACAAAGUUAGGAUUUACGAGAAAGUUUUAAGAUAUAUAAUUUGUAAAUUAAAUAAUACAUCUUUUGUUGUUUUUCUCAUAUUUGAGUAGGAAAAUUAUUAUUGAUAAUCUUAUAAAUAAGUUUUGUUAAUUUUAUACUUCAUAAGUUAUCUAAUCAAAUAUUAACUUAAAUAAUUUUGCAUAUAUAUAUUACUAUCAAUAAUGUCGAUAUUCAGAACUCUUAUUUUUUAGAGUCAAGAUUUAUAUAUAGUUAUGGAAAUUCUGA